AUGAGCCAUUCAAGUUCUGUGAGCAAGAGAUGUUUCAUCACCAUCACUACGACCCUGUUUCUGUUGCUGGUGACAACAACCAAUGCCACCCUCCCAGACCAAAAGGGACAAACAAUCUUUGCAAGCCAGUUCUUGAUUCCCCAGAAUGCUGCACGGUUGGCGCUGAGAAUGCGGCCAUUGGUGUGGAGCGCCAAACUAACACGCUACGCUCAGUGGUAUGCAAACCAAAGAAGCAAUGAUUGCGCCCUUCAGCAUUCUAAUGGACGAUACAGUGAGAACAUAUUCUGGGGUAACGGCACUGGUUGGACCCCAUCACAAGCUGUCAAGGCUUGGGUCGAAGAGGAGCAAUGGUACAAUCACGACCUUAAUUCUUGUGAUGAAGGACAAAUGUGUGGACAUUAUACUCAGAUUGUGUGGAACAACACUAGGAAGGUUGGCUGCGCUAGCGUUACCUGCUCUGGUGACCAGGGUACGUUCAUCACUUGUAAUUAUCAUCCUCCUGGCAACUACAUUGGAGAAAGACCUUACUGA
Messenger RNA from Gastrolobium bilobum, 531 nucleotides. Its product is annotated as pathogenesis-related protein PR-1-like. The coding region runs from base 1 to 531 and encodes 176 amino acids. Gene Ontology annotation, cellular component: extracellular region. Lineage: Eukaryota; Viridiplantae; Streptophyta; Magnoliopsida; Fabales; Fabaceae. The transcript has a single exon. The record is from RefSeq and is a predicted model, not a curated record.